AUGGCGAAGCUCGCGGCCUGGGCCGAGCCCUUCGCGGCGGCGCAGAGCCGCCGCUGGCCCGCGGCGCUGCUCGUCGCCGCCGCUGCUGCGGUGCUCUGGGCGUCGCCGUCGCCGGCGCUCGCAGCCCUGGCCCUGGCGCUCUACUCGGCGGCGCUGCUCGCGCUCGCCGCCGAGGCGCACGCGGACGUCGCGCCGCCAAUACCCGCGCCGACGCGCGGCGCCGACGUUUCGCCCAAGGCGACCGCGCCGGCCGCCGCGCGCGGCGCCAAGGCCGCCGCGCCCGCCGGCGACGCGGGGGGCCUGCGGUGCGUCGUCGCCGACGCGGGCGGCGCGCGGCGGCCCUGCGGCGCAAAUGGCGUCGCCGUGCCCUUCCGGACGCGCUGCCUCGAGGGCCACGUGCGCUUCGCCGCGCGCGCCGAGGGCGAGGCGCGCACGGCGAUCGCCGUCUCCGCGUCGCUGACCGAGGACGCGCCCGCGGCGCCGCCGCGCGUGCUCUGGUUCGGCGUCGAGCUCCAGGACGGCGACUACAAGGCCCCGUCGCGCGCGUUCCGCGCGACCGUCGGCGGCCUCCUGGGCCUCGCGCGGCGCUUCAUGAAGUGCGAGGUGAGGUACGGGCUGUCGGGGACGCCCUUCAUCGUCUUCGACGCGGCGCACGCGGCGGAGCGCUUCGAGCUCUGGGGCGCCGACGGCGUCGUCGAGCCGCCGCUCGAGGCCGCGGACGGGUCGCCGUCGGUGCGGCCCGCGGCGUCGCGCGACGCGGACUCCGUGCUGAAACGCCUCUUCGAGGCGCGCGAGUCGAGCUUCCUCGCGCUGUCCUGGUACACGAAGUUCGUCGACUUCGCGGCCUGGAAGAUCGUGGAGCUGCCGGCGUUGUUUGGAAGGGAGAUGGCGCUGACGCGGCUCUGGGGCGACGCGGCGAUGCGCCUCGUGCUCUUCAGCGAGGACGACGAGGGGUGUAGGGACUACUGGUUCGCCAUGGACUUGGACCCGCCGGAGGACGCGCUCGCGGCGCCGCGGCGGCUCGCCCCCGCGCCGUCGGCGUCGGACGUCGCGCGGCCCCCGGCCGUCGUCGUCGACGGCGACGUCGCGGCCCGCGCGUUCCUGAGGGCCGUCGGCGGCGCGCUCCGCGCCUACGACGCGGCGUCCGCGCCGUCGUCCGCGUCGCCCGACGACCUCGUCGUCCGCGCCGAGCGGCGGCGGCGCGCGCUCGCCGCGACGCGGUGGACGCGGCCCGACGCGCGGAAGCUGCUGGCGCCGGGCAGCCUCUACGACUUUUUGGCGGCCGCGCCUCCCGACGGCCGCGGCGCCGCGGCGCUCGUGGAAAUCUUCGCACACGGCUGGAUCGCGGGGCGGAUUUCCGUGGACGACGGCGCGGCGUCCUUCGCGCCCGACGCGCGGCCGUCCGUCUUCUCCUCAGGCCCCGCGCUCGCGGACGUGCUGAGCUUCAAGUCCGUGUCCCGCGUCGACGUCUGUUUGGACCCCUCCCUGCCGGGCCUGGGCGUCGCGACGCUCGCCACGCCGCACCGGCGCUGGCGCGUGGCGCUGGCGUCGGUCGCGGCCGCGGAGCGGCUCCGCGCGGCCGUCGGCCGCGCGCGCGAGCGGCCGCGGUCGCCGCUGAAGCGGCACCGCCGCGACGCCGACUACUCGUCCGCGGGGGGCACGGGCGCCCUCUACCGCUGGUCCGCGCGCGCCGCGGGCCACGUCGACGGCCUCCACGAGUUCGCGGGACCGCGCGUCGUCCUCAACCGGUUUUGCACGAAAGGAGACAACAGUUCUACCGCCGACGUCGCGGCGCUGCCGGGCCGGGCGCUCGCGCUGCUUCUGGACGCGACGGCGGGCGACGACCUGGGUGUACUCGAGGAAGCGCUCGAGGCCUGCGCGGCGCUGCGGUCGCUGGACGGCGGCGCGGUCGCGCGGCUGCGCGGCGCCGAGGCGACGGCGUUCGCGUUGAACCUCUACCACGUCGUCGUCGCGCACGCGCAGCUCGAAGGCGCCUUCCCCGUCUGGGGCGGCGACGGCGAGCUGCGGGACGUGGCGCUCCUGAAGCACCGGGUGUUGCCUUCCGUGCUGUCGCUCGCGGACGCGCUGUCGCGCGCGACGUACGUCGUCGCGGGCAAACCCGUCGCGCCCGCGGACCUCGAGCACGGCGUCAUCCGCAAGUUCAGCGCGCGCGCCGCGACGAUCUUCAGCGGGCUCGUCGUCGCGGACCGGCCCUGCCCGCUGGCGCUCGCCGCGCCGGAGCGGCGGGACCCGCGGCUCGGGCUGGCGUUACACGCGGGCGUCGCGGCGUCGGGCCCCGCGCGCGUGCCCGUCUACGCCGCGGCGACCCUCGACGCGCAGCUGGACGCGACGGCGGCGCGGGUGGUGGCGCACUUUUUCCUCUCGAACGAAGCGCAGAUCACGUUGCCGCCGGUGGCGCGCUACUUCGGCGACGACUUCGUCGACGGCGGCGGCGCGGACCGCGCGCGGCUCGCCGGCGCCGUCGCGGCUUUUUUGCCCGGCGACCUGAAGGCGACCUUCGCGGCGCGGCGCCGGCGGAAGUUGCCCGUGAAGAUCGCGGCCUUCGACUGCGCGGCGGCGGCGCUCGCGCCGUUGGACGGCGGCCGGCCGCGCGCGGGCUACUUCGACGAGAGCGGCGACGACGCGAGCUCGACGACGACGGACGUGUCCCUGCCGCGCGCGCGGUCCGCGUCCUACUAA
Molecule: messenger RNA, 2700 nt
Organism: Aureococcus anophagefferens
Lineage: Eukaryota; Pelagophyceae; Pelagomonadales; Pelagomonadaceae
Exons: 1
Coding region: 1-2700 (899 amino acids)
Source: RefSeq, a predicted model, not a curated record